CAUCUACCUCCUUCAAACUCAAACCUCGAACCCUAAGUCCUCCUUCGGGUUCAUCUUCGAUUCAAUUCUUCUACGAAGAAACCGUAGCUACGAGGGACCAAGAGUAGAUCGAUCUAUCUCCUUCUCUCCUUUCCGAUUGAAGAUGGUUUCCGACGCAAGCAAGAAGAAGGCUGCACAGAAGAAGGCCGCCGCCGCCGCUAAGAGAGGAGGCAAGGCUUCAGCUUCUUCCAAAGCCGUCGAUAAGAGCGUCGAUAAGGUCGCCGAUGGAAUCUCCGAUAUUCAGAUUUCGGAUCGGACCUGCACCGGCGUCCUCUGCUCCCAUCCUCUUUCCAGAGAUAUUCGGAUAGAGUCUCUUUCAGUUACCUUCCAUGGACAUGAUCUCAUAGUUGAUUCAGAAUUGGAGCUAAAUUAUGGAAGACGUUAUGGUUUACUUGGGUUAAAUGGCUGUGGAAAAUCUACUCUGCUCACGGCAAUAGGUUGCCGUGAACUUCCAAUUCCUGACCACAUGGAUAUUUAUCACCUUAGCAGGGAAAUUGAAGCCUCUGACAUGUCUGCAUUAGAGGCAGUCGUAAGCUGUGAUGAGGAAAGAUUGAGAUUGGAGAAGGAAGUUGAAGCUUUGGCAGCCCAGGAUGAUGGAGGUGGUCAAUCCCUUGAUCUUAUAUAUGAACGACUAGAAGCCCUAGAUGCAGCAACUGCAGAAAAGCGUGCUGCUGAAAUCUUACAUGGUCUUGGUUUCGACAAGCAGAUGCAGGCAAAGAAGACACGUGAUUUUUCUGGUGGCUGGAGAAUGAGAAUAGCAUUAGCACGAGCUCUGUUUAUGAAUCCAACCAUUCUUCUACUUGAUGAACCAACCAAUCACCUUGAUUUGGAGGCUUGUGUGUGGCUGGAGGAGAGUUUGAAGAAGUUUGACCGUAUUCUGGUGGUGGUUUCACAUUCUCAGGACUUCCUUAAUGGUGUCUGCACAAAUAUUAUCCACAUGCAAAACAAAAUACUGAAGCUGUACACUGGUAACUAUGAUCAAUAUGUUCAGACACGUUCUGAGUUGGAGGAGAACCAGAUGAAGCAGUACAAGUGGGAGCAGGAGCAGAUUGCCUCAAUGAAGGAAUAUAUUGCCCGGUUUGGCCAUGGUUCAGCAAAGCUAGCUCGCCAAGCACAGAGUAAAGAGAAAACACUGGCAAAAAUGGAACGAGGUGGACUUGCGGAGAAGGUGGUCAGAGACAAAGUUUUGGUAUUCCGUUUUACUGAUGUGGGAAAACUUCCCCCUCCUGUACUCCAGUUUGUUGAGGUGGCAUUUGGUUACACUCCUGAUAAUCUUAUCUACAAGAGCCUUGACUUUGGGGUUGAUUUAGACUCUAGGAUUGCAUUAGUUGGACCAAAUGGUGCUGGGAAGAGUACAUUACUGAAGCUAAUGACAGGUGAAUUGAUGCCUACUGAUGGCAUGGUCCGACGUCAUAAUCAUCUUCGAAUUGCACAAUAUCACCAGCAUCUGGCUGAAAAGCUAGACAUGGAAGUGUCUGCUCUCCAGUAUAUGAUGAGAGAAUACCCUGGUAUUGAAGAAGAGAAGAUGAGGGCAGCUGUUGGGAAGUUUGGGCUGUCAGGUAAAGCCCAGGUGAUGCCUAUGAAGAACUUGUCUGAUGGGCAGAGGAGCCGUGUGAUAUUUGCUUGGUUAGCGUGGAGGCAACCUCAAUUGCUACUUUUGGAUGAGCCAACUAAUCAUUUGGAUAUUGAGACUAUUGACUCAUUGGCUGAGGCAUUGAAUGAAUGGGACGGUGGUUUGGUGCUUGUUAGCCAUGAUUUUAGGCUCAUAAAUCAGGUGGCCCAUGAGAUAUGGGUUUGUGCUGAUCAAGCUGUGACCAGAUGGGAAGGUGACAUUAUGGAAUUCAAGGCGCAUCUCAAGUCGAAGGCGGGUUUAUCUGACUGAAACAGAUAAUGGGAAUUGGCUGUUGUCCGAUAUAUCAAUCACUAUAUAAGGAUCUAGUACUUACAAUAAUAUAUAGGUAGGUGCUACCGUUUGAGCUGGAUUUCUCUCAACGGUGAUGAUUGUUGAGUUCGAUGGCAGAAUCGGUGCAUAGAAGCUUGUUAUGAUUUUUGUUUGAGCCGAGAUGUCUUUCACCCCCGAGAUGUCUUUCAACCCCGUUAGACUCUGGUAAUAUUUUUUUUUUUUAAUUAUUAUUUGUUGUGCUUAUCAUUUAAUUGCUUGGUUGUUGACCAGCAUGAUGGAUAAUGGGAUAUCACCUUGAGGUAGAUGUGAUCCCUAUUUGAAUCUACGAACGAAGCUUAUUCUUAUAAAUGUUGUACCCAGAGUAUUAUAUCUAUGAUAUUAGUAAUUACUAUUA
This is a messenger RNA of Gastrolobium bilobum, 2336 nucleotides long. Its product is annotated as ABC transporter F family member 1. Bases 143 to 1921 code for a protein of 592 amino acids. Gene Ontology annotation, molecular function: ATP hydrolysis activity; ATP binding. The record is from RefSeq and is a predicted model, not a curated record. The transcript has 5 exons. Lineage: Eukaryota; Viridiplantae; Streptophyta; Magnoliopsida; Fabales; Fabaceae.